Molecule: messenger RNA, 1784 nt
Organism: Trematosphaeria pertusa
Lineage: Eukaryota; Fungi; Ascomycota; Dothideomycetes; Pleosporales; Trematosphaeriaceae
Exons: 5
Coding region: 416-1552 (378 amino acids)
Source: RefSeq, a predicted model, not a curated record
ACAAGUACUGGGUCAACAUCGGUAUACCUCAAGGGAGUCCCGUAUCGCCUAUUCUCUUCCUCUUCGCUGCAUCUGGCAUCCUCGAGAACUUCGCGUCGACUCACUCCGAAUUUUGCGCCGAAGUCUACGCAUUCGCCUACGUCGAUGACACCUACUUACUAGUCACUUCGCCCAGUUAUGAGCUGAACUGUUAGGCUUUGAAAGCUUUGCACGACCUCCUCAUGCGUUGGGCGACACCGAAUCGCAUGACUUUCUCGCCCCACAAGUAUUCUAUAUUGCAUUUCCGCAAGCCCUACACUCGUAAGACAACAAGAAAGUGUUACUUGUGCCUAAGAUUGGUGCAACGGCGGACGCCCAGGAAGCAAGCGCCCAGGAGGCAAGUGCCGGGAAGGCAAGGGCCAAGGAAUAGGAGCCGAUGUACAAGCCUUUCCUUCGCGUUCUCAGGGUUCAUAUCGACCCCCAACUGAAAUGGACCGAGCACGUCGCCAAAAUCAAGGCUGAUGUUCAGAAAGUGAUGAACAGCUUCCGCCGCUUUUCCGGAUCUACGUGGGGCGCAUCUCUUCACCACAUGAGGCGGCUAUACCUCACGAAGGUGCGACCUAAGAUCACGUAUGCCUGCACCGCAUGGUUCAUUUCCGCACAGCAUGACCGGAUGCGGUGGGAAAUCUCCCGUACCUUGCUCGAUCAGCUCGAGUCGCUGCAGUACCAAUGCGUUGUGCAAAUCUCGGGCGCUUUGCAGAAGACCUCCUACGAGGUACUGCUAAAGGAGCUAUACGUCGAAAAGAUUACAACUGUUCUUCAACGGUUGGCGGUCGUCGAGCGUGCUCAAAAUCUCCAUUCGGAGCUCGAACAGCUGAUAGCUAAACAACGGCCCAGGUCCACGAAAGGCACGCCAAAAUCAUCGCUCGCCAAACACCCUUACUGUUGGCUUAAAGACGACACGACACAGUUUGAACAGGUAUGCCAAAACCGGCUUCGCGCCCUCCACAAUCCCGACAAGUUCAACGCUAUUUGGCACAAUCCGAAGGAGAAAACGCUCGCCCUCAAAGAAUAUGUGAAGGUAAUGGGCGAGGCGACGAGCGAGCUGGCGUGGGACUCGUACCGACAGCGGCGAGACAAGAACAAGCGGCAGCCUCCUGCACUAAGGGAGAAUUGGGGACCGCAGAGCCUCGCACUCUAUGCGGGUCUUCCCAGAGCUCACAGCACCAUGUUGGUUCACUGUCGGACGGGGAGGAUUGGCUUGAAUGCUUACCUCUUUACUCUCAACUCCAAGAAGAGCACGAUUUCUGAGACGGAUUUGUGUCCUUGCCUUGAGGGUAAGCAUACCGUCGAACACCUCUUCGCUCACUGCAAGAAUCUGAAGCGUCAACGCUUCGAAUUGGCGGGAAGGUUGGGUCAUACUGACUUGAAUACCCUGCUCACCCGCAACGCCGACGUCGCCACUAACUGGGCGAUCCGGUAUUUUGGUAUCCCGCAGUUCGAGUGGGUUCGAAAGGACCUCCUUCUUACCCAGCCCACCGAACUCUCAUUUCUCCUCCGCUCGGAGGGGUGACGUCAUUAGCACGUGACUCCCGAGUGUGGGGCUCUGGUCAUCUUUUACUAUGUUUCACGACAGCGAUUUUGAUUUCUUCUACGACUCUCCGCCGAACUAUCGCGCGCAGGUAAGCGUCCCAGGCUUCUACCCCUGAAGCACCGCCGCUGACGUCGCCGGGCUUCAGCAGCAGCAGCAGCAGCCGAGUCAAAGCACGCCGCCGCCGCCAAUAUCAACUUGUGGGUUUCCCAAU